ACGUUAUAAACCAUCUCUCCGUUCUCUCCCUCCCCUGUAGUCCCUAGGGUUUUACCUGGCCCGUCUCUCUGUUUUUUUUCCUCUCUCUCUCUCUCUCUCUCUCUCUCGAUUGAUUCUGUGUAUCAAAUUGUUUCCCGGAUUAUUAAGCAUUCAGCGAGUUCCUAUCUCUACAUUCUUUUUUGUUUUUUUCCUAGAAGCAUAAGAAGUUACGUUCUGUCUUCUCCUCGAAGCAUAAGAAGUUACGUUCUCUCUUCUUCUCGAAUCCGAUCUGUCUUCUGGUGAUUUUACGGGACUCCAAACCCUAAAUCCUCUCUUCUCUUCCAACAGAUGCCCUGUCUCUUUUAGGUGAAGCUUUGAAUCCUUUUAUAUUUACUCUUUUUUCCCCCCCGGUUUCUUUACAUUUUUGUGCUAUUAAAGGAGUGGAUGAUUUAGAGAUGCAAAUGAAAAACUAAUUACUUCUAUUCUGAUUAAGUAAAACAUUUCGGUGAAAUCAAGAAUCUGCAUUUUUAUUUUGUGCACAACCAAGCAUCUUCAUGCCUGUUUUACAGUGACUACAGAUAAUAGAAAUUGAAAUGCCUGAUGGAACUGUUUUUCUUUUUCUGUUUUUGAUCAUUCUGUUUUCUCUUUAUUAUAAAUUGUUUUUUAUAAGCAAUAAAUAUUCUCUUUUGAUUCUGUUUCCGUUUUCAAGAUUUGAUUUCUGAAGUAUUGAAACCACCUUCUAUUAAUUUAUGCAUAUCAAUUCUUACAGUAUUGGAUAAAAAAUGACCUCUAGGCUGUUUAAACCCUGAUAUCUCACGCUAAUUCCGUUGAGGUGCGGAGCACUUUGUUUUGCUGUUUUAGAUGAUUUUUUUUCCCGUUUGAUUAAGACCGCUGUUUUUUUUUUUAAUGCAAACAAGGAAAUAAUUAUUGGUUACUCUAAAAUCAGUAGUGUUCAAAAACACUUAAAUGUUGCUUUUCUAAAUUGUAAUUUUGGCAUUUGUAUUCUUUGGUUGCUUUUGUUGCGUGAGUCUACUAUAACUAUGAUUGCAAUUAGCUGGAGAAAUCCCUAUCUUUAAGGAUUUAGUUUGGCAAGAAAAGAAAAGGGAAAUGAGCCUGGAAGAGAUUAAUUUACAUUUUGUGACAUGGUAGCUUAAAUUUCUACGUCAGCUGUCUGCUUGGAAACCUGAUGAUAUUGCAAUCCACACAGAAAUCCUAUGAUGUUGAUCAGAAUAAAUUGAAAUCCCUGACUGGUGGCUCAUCGAAUUGACUCCCUAAUCCUUGUGAGCAAUCCAAAGUGAAAUGUCCCCAUCACUCCAUUUGGUGAGCUGUUGUGAGUAUUUGGCUUUGAUGUUUGAAUGCACUUGCCUGAUGUUUGGUGCUCAUUUGGAUCCAAAAGUGGCACUCCAAUAUAAUUGAUUUCCAGCUUGUACAUGUUACUUCUAUCAUAAAAUACAAAUUCCUUGGAGAACAUUUUCUUGAUAUAUUCCUCAAAUUUCAAGUUGGUUGUGGAAGUUGAUAGUAAACCAAUAAAGUUGAAUUCAUUGAAUUUCUUUUGGGGUGGGGUAUUUAUUGCUACUCCGUCAAUUCCUUCUCAGUUUAUUGUGUGUUAAUCCUUUAUUUUCUGAUACAUGCUUAUUUUGCAUUCAUUAUAUUUCACUCAGCCGCCUGAUCUUUAUGAGCAGAAGUGGAAUUAAUGGAGAUUGAUAAGGAAAGUAAUAGAAGCACGCCUAGGGAAAGGGAAAACAUUUUGAAUCUAAGGCCAGUUGCACCCGAUGAAUGUGGUGAAGGUUUGCCAUAUGCUCCCGAGGAUUGGCCAAAUCCUGGUGAUACUUGGACUUGGAGGGUUGGGAGGCGAGUUGCUAUUACUGGCCAUUAUUUGGAUAGAUACCUUUACCUUCCAAUUCGUCUUUGUCGUCUUGAGAAUACAACACGUAAGAAACAUGGUUUUGCCAGCAAGCUUUCAGUUGAGCGAUAUAUCCGAUCUGUAUUUCCUAAUGCAGACAUUGGUAAAUUUUUUGCUUCAUUCAGUUGGAAGAUCCCAUCAAAGCAAUCCUCCAUAAAUGGUAAUGUCGAGGGGCACUUUUUUUUCCCUGUACCUUCUGAAGAGACGGCUGAACUUUUUCUGUCUGAUUCCCAGCAUGAUAGUGCGGGUUGUAAAGCUGGAAAUAAGAUGUGCGCCAGUCUUGGGUUAGAAACUGAAAAUCAACCCAUGGCUGCCAUGUCUUGCGAUAUAUGUUGCAGUGAACCUGGUUUCUGCGGUUAUUGUUGCUGCAUCCUCUGUUGCAAAACUAUAAGCUCAAAACAUGGAGGUUACAGCUACAUAAAAUGUGAAGCAAUUGUUAGUGAGGGUCAUAUAUGUGGCCAUGUUGCUCACAUGAAUUGUGCUCUUCGGACCUAUAUGGCUGGCACUGUGGGAGGAAGCAUCGGUCUGGAUGCUGAGUAUUACUGUCGGCGCUGUGAUGCAAGGACAGACCUAGUGCCACAUGUUACAAGGCUUUUGCGAACUUGUGAAACUGUUGAUUCCCAGGAUGAAAUAGAGAAAAUAUUAAAUCUUGGUUUCUGCAUUUUGCGAGGUUCACAGAGAGCUGAUGCAAAGGGAUUGCUGAAACGCAUUGAGGUAGCCAUCACGAAGAUUAAAUGUGGGACUAUUCUUGAAGAUAUCUGGAAAGUGGAAGGGGAAGUCUCAGCCAUUUUGCCUGCCGUCUCUCCCAAUGGAAAUGCAAUGCUGGAAGUUAGUAAUCAUCAAGACAUUCUGGACUUUAGAAAGAGCUCACCAGAUGUGUCCAUGUCUUCUGAUAGCCAGACUGAAUCUCUGAAACUUGAGGAUGAGAUCAAUCAGGUCCUCCAGGCACUACGGGUUUCACAGGAAGCUGAGUACAAAAUUGCAGAGGAACGACUUUAUGCUCAAAAGAAAUAUCUUCAGAACCUUUAUCAGCAGUUGGACAAAGAGAGGUCUGAAUUGGCACGUUGCACGUUGAAAACCAACCCAGAUGAUUUGCUGAGUGCUGUGUUGAGCAGGGUGGACCAGAUAAACCGGGAAGUGACAAAACUCAAGGAUAUGGAAGAAGUCGCCAAUGGAUUUGGAAGGACGACAAAAGAUAUUCUUAAGGAGCACUUUGGUUUGGAAGUUGAGAAAUGAGUUUUUUCUUCGUCAGGGGUUCAUCAAACUUUGAUGGUGCGCUGUCUGCCUUCACUCUUGAUCAGAUCAGCUGUAUAUUUUCAAAGUGUACAUGCUGUGGUACUUUCAUCUGCAGACACGUGAAUGAGCACACAUGCAGAGAUUUAGUUUUGUCAAGGAGGAACUUUAGGUGCUCAACAAGACAGGAUGGAAUUUGGGUGAUUUAAGUGAUCUUGGUGCCUUGAUGCUGAGCAACAGUGUUUCAGGCCAAUGCUAUAUCAAACAAAGUAUGAUACACAAUAAGAAGUAAACAUAGUUACGAUUUGUAGAUUUGACCGGGAUUCGGAAAUACCUACAAGUACUCAACACACAGGCCUAGAAAUUGGGAAUUGGAUGACUUAUGUACAACUUUAAUACCGUUUUAUUCUCUUGUUGGUUCUAUCCGUCAGCUGAUGAAUAAUAACGCAUGAAUCUGUCGCAGAUGAAGCUGCAUCUGUAUGGUACAUAUGAGGAUUGGCCAGACAGGUUGUGAAAUGACCAGUGCUAACAUUUCUUUACAAUCUCUGUAAUCUUAGCUUGAAUCCCAUCUUGAUAUGUUGUCAAAUGUAUCUCCACUUGAUGAUGUGGGUUUCUAGAGUGCUCGAUUUAUUUGAUUAUAGUUCUGUUUUAUUUU
This is a messenger RNA of Populus euphratica (Euphrates poplar), 3770 nucleotides long. Its product is annotated as protein OBERON 2-like. The record is from RefSeq and is a predicted model, not a curated record. Bases 1673 to 3118 code for a protein of 481 amino acids. NCBI's taxonomy places the organism in Eukaryota, Viridiplantae, Streptophyta, Magnoliopsida, Malpighiales, Salicaceae. The transcript is spliced from 4 exons.